AUGUCCAUCGAACUCGGCGGCGUGGACGUCCUUCCCGCCGGCGCCUUCGACGUCGACGGCGUCGCACGCGUCGUGCCGACGCGGUACGGUCCGAUCACGGUGACGACGCAAGGCGAUCCGUCCAAGCCGGCGCUCGUGACGUUUCAUGACGUCGGAUUAAACCACCGAACGUGCUUCCAGCCCUUGUUCGUGUGCGCCGGAAGGCAGAGCGACUUAGUGAAACGGUUCUGCGUGUAUCACAUCGACUAUCCGGGGUGCCAGGACGGGGCGGUGGAGUUUCGCGAGGACGACGUCCCGAGGACGCUGGACGCGCUGGCCGAGCAGGUGGAGGACGUGGUGAAACAUUUCGGUUUACGAUCGGUGACGUGCAUGGGCGUCGGUGCGGGGGCGACGGUGAUGGCGUUAUACGCGGGACGGGCGGGUUCGAGGUGCGAGGCUGGGAUUUUCGUGUCGCCGAGCGUGUCGAGCGCGCGGACGAUGGAGAGCGCGCUCGGGUACGCGUUUCAAUGGAACAUUCGUAGACACGGGUGGACGCCGUGGACGUUGAAGCACGUGAUGAAGCGAAUGUUUAGCUAUCGUGGCCUCGGUGGUAUGCGGGAAGCGUUCGAGAGCGAUCUGGCGAAGACGGCGCGCAGGGAGAUUAGCGAGCUAAACCCGCGCGCGGUGUUGGCGUUUUACGAGUCGUCCCUGGCUCGAUUGAAUAACGAUGCGAUCUACGAAAGUUUGGACAUCGACGCGUUGAUCUUAGCGGGAAGACAUAGUCCGUGGUACAAGGACUCGAUUGUGAUGAAUUCGUUGAUGAACACGGCGAAGACGGCGUGGGUGGAGAUGGAGGACGCCGGAACCGUCGUCACCGUGGAGGAUCCGAGCGCGAUGCUCUCACCGCUCAACCUCUUCAUUCAGCGUCUCGCGAGCGAGGGCUUAGCGUGA
Ostreococcus tauri is the source of this 930-nucleotide messenger RNA. Its product is annotated as Ndr. The coding region runs from base 1 to 930 and encodes 309 amino acids. The transcript has a single exon. The record is from RefSeq and is a predicted model, not a curated record. Lineage: Eukaryota; Viridiplantae; Chlorophyta; Mamiellophyceae; Mamiellales; Bathycoccaceae.